GGUGCAGUGACUACUCUGGAGAGCCUGUUCCUUUGUGCGACCACCCUCGGAGAAGAACCUCUUCCUGAUGUGUAGCCGAAACCUCCCCUUCCUCAUCUUGACUGCCGCCCUCCGGCUCUCUCAGGCUGGAGGACACAAAAGAGGAAGAAACGGUGCACUCUUUAGUCUUUGAAUGUACUUUUUUGACCGGAGAGCUGGGGGUUUGGUGUGUUUCUGUGCUGGAGCCAUGUGAGUUCCAGAGAUAAUAUCGCGUGCCAAACCGCAGUGAAAAUGGCGAUUGGGCUUGCAGCGGAGCUCCUCUUCAUCUUCUUUAUUCUGCAAGCACGGGUGCAGGCGGAUAACUCGCAGGCAGUAGGGAUGGUGGGAGGCGUAGUAUACUUCAGGCCCCCACUGCCGAACCUGACAACCGCCUACCACCAAAGCCACUGGUACUGCGGCAGCUCCCUGAAGAUUGCCAUCCAUGAGUACGGGAAGGGAGUCCGGUACCUCGAUGGCCCUUUCAAGGACCGCCUUGAGCUCUUCCCCAACAAUACGCUGAAGAUCAGCAGCUUGCAGAAAAACGACAGCAACAAUUUCUGGAUGUACCUGCAGGAUGUGGCGGGCAAGGAACACGACUACAGGGUCUACCUGAAGGUGUAUGAUGUGGUCCCCAAACCUACCGUGAAAGCCAUAGUGCAUGGGAACAAUCCGGAGCACUGCAAUGUCACCCUGGAGUGCUGGGUGCAGCUGGAAGACGUGACCUAUGAGUGGAUGCCCCCCAGCAGGGUCAUGCCAGUGGGCUCUAACAGCACCAACAGCACCCUGCCCCUCUCCUUCAACCCCUCCCUGGAAACCUACACGUGCAGGGCCAGCAACCCUGUGUCCUCCAGCAGCGCCCGGCUGACCCUCAGGCACCCCUGCUCGUGGACAGCUGAGUCCUCUGCUGUCUCCACCGCCACCAAGACCAGCAUGCUGAUGUUGCUGGGACACCUCCUCCUCCUCUUCUUCGCUCUCCAUUAAUGACACUGUUGUGGCUGAUGUUGUCUGCUGUGGGGGUAGAACCUGGAUGAAGCCCCCAGAUGGCAAGUCUCUUGCAACGGCACUUUGAGAAUCCCAGCAAUGCGAAUCAGCAAAUGGACAUUUAGCAGCUCAAAAAUGCACCCAGCCCUAGCUCUGAGAGCUGAGCCGAGCCUUUCCUGCAGGUUCCCCAUGGCAGUGGGCAUCCUCAGCUCUCUUGGUGUCUGCCAGCCACUGGGGGGGAAUGCCCUUCGGGGACUGCUGUGUGGUGUGGUUAUGAGGGCUGGUACACAGCACGUUUAGCCUGGAACCUGUGACACCUUCAGGGGAAGUGCACCCCUGGGUGGUUGAAGCUUGUCUUUGGAGAAGAUGACUUUGAAACUUGGACUGUGCGUUGGUGGGAGCUGAGGAUGCAGGAUGUGUGUGUUGUGGUUUAACCCAGCUGGCAACUAAACACUAUACAGCCCUUUCCACCCCUUCCCAGGAUGGGGGAAAGAAACAAGAAACUUAAGCUUGUGAGUAGAGAUAGACACAGUUUAUUAGGACAGAAAAUAAUAAUAACAACAACAAUAACAAUAAUAAAAAAUAUGUGUACAAAA
Molecule: messenger RNA, 1595 nt
Organism: Anas platyrhynchos (mallard)
Lineage: Eukaryota; Metazoa; Chordata; Aves; Anseriformes; Anatidae
Product: CD48 antigen-like
Biological process (GO): T cell activation
Cellular component (GO): external side of plasma membrane; membrane
Source: RefSeq, a predicted model, not a curated record